Tachysurus vachellii is the source of this 6241-nucleotide messenger RNA. It is a transcript of the gene dlgap1a, whose product is annotated as discs, large (Drosophila) homolog-associated protein 1a. The transcript is spliced from 11 exons. Gene Ontology annotation, cellular component: glutamatergic synapse; postsynaptic specialization. Gene Ontology annotation, biological process: signaling. The record is from RefSeq and is a predicted model, not a curated record. Lineage: Eukaryota; Metazoa; Chordata; Actinopteri; Siluriformes; Bagridae. The coding region runs from base 215 to 3238 and encodes 1007 amino acids. Gene Ontology annotation, molecular function: molecular adaptor activity.
UUCUGCGUCUCAAUCAGCUCUCCUUCAUCCGGCGCGCUCCUCUCUCUCUCUCUCUCUCUCUCUCUCUCUCUCUCUCUCUCUCUCUCUCUCUCUCUCUUAUCCUCAUCCAUCAGCUCUGCAGGAUCAUGAAUGGUGAUUAAUAAAGAACGCCAGGUCCAGUGGGGAGAGUUCGGAGCCGUUAGUAGAGUGUGUGUGUGUACAUGACCCUGGCCCUAUGAUGAUGAUGAAAGGCCUUUCCAGCAGCCGCAGCCACCACCACAUGGUGGCCUGCGAGCCUUCGUAUGACCCUAUGGGUCACCAUGGUGAUCGCAAGCCCUACCUCAUCAGCCAGAUUGAGGCUCCGCCUCCUCCUGAUCAUCCGUAUUAUUCCUCACGGAGCUCGUACCAGCCGGACUGUGUGGUGCCGUACGGUACUUUCCCACGGCGCCACUACAGCACAAGCCAUGAGCCUAAAGAAGAGUGUGCUGUCGUCCCCUACACGGGUGGUAUGGGACCUGCAGGAAAAUGUCAACAAGUGCCAGUUAACCUGCUGGAACAUCUGGAUCGGCAGCUUCCAAUGGCACGGGAUGGCUAUCACACGCUGCAGUAUAAACGGGCAGCGGCUGCGGCCGCUGCAUUAGAGCAGCGCAACGAUAGUCCAGGGCGUAUACGGCACUUGGUGCACUCAGUGCAGAAACUGUUUACCAAGUCACACUCAUUAGAAGGGCCUCACCAUGGAGGACAUGGGCACGGACACAGUAAGAGCAGUAUGAAUGGAAGCAAAGCUAGUCCUGAUGGAGAAAACACGCCAGCACCAACACCACGGCAGCGCAAGCGGAGCAAGAGCCGCGAGCGCUGCAAAUCAGCCGAGCCCAAGCAGCGGACACCACCCUCGGGAUACUGGAGCUCAGAUGAGCUGGAGCGAGAUGUCUGCCCUCUGCGCCAUGCUGCGCCUGGCAUCAUGACUGUAGGGCGUCAUCCGGAGCGGGCACAGUCUCAGUACUUCCUGGAGGCAUGUGGAGCUGAGCCGACGCUGAAGAACUCGCGCAGCAGCAGUGAUGUGGCCAAGUGCACGACCUGCGCCAUCACGGCACCGGGCUCAGACGUGGCACAGCUGGCAAAGAAGAGUGCAUGGUCGUCCUCUCUCACGGUGAGCAGGGCACGCCAGGUGUACCAGCAGGCUGCUGUAAAUCUAGAUAAGGCGCUAGUGAAAGCAGAGGCUUGUCAGCAGGAGCGCACUUGCCAAUUCUUGCAGGUGCCUCAGGACGAGUGGGGGGCUUUCCCCAUGGGGAAGGAAGAUGACAUCCCAUGCAGACGCAUGCGCAGUGGGAGCUACGUUAAAGCCAUGGCCGAGGACGACAGUGGUGACUCUGAUGGAAGCCCCAAACCGUCACCCAAGAUGCAGGCGAGACGAGCCAGCUACCUCAAAGCUACGCAGCCAUCACUCACAGAAAUGACCACGCUCAAUAUUUCUACAGAACAUUCUCCGAAGCUACAGAUAAGGAGUCACAGCUACCUGCGGGCUGUCAGCGAAGUUUCCAUCAACAGAAGUAUGGAGAGUCUGGAUCCUAAAGCUCUUCUCGCCUCACCUCAAUACCGCUCACGAAACGAGAGCUACAUGAGGGCUAUGAGCACCAUUAGCCAGGUGAGCGAGGUUGAGGUGAACGGUCAGAUCGAGGCCGUGUGUGAAAGUGUCUUCAGCGAGAUGGAGUCUCAGGCCGUGGAGAGGGCUGCACUGGACUUGCCGGUUCCCGGAUGUUUCCGGAUGCGGAGUCACAGCUACGUGCGUGCCAUCGAUCAGGGCUGCUCACAGGACGAGGAUGGACCAUUGUUGCCCGCGUCACCACCACGGACCACCACCACGGUCCGGACCAUUCAGAGCAGCACAGUGUCGUCGUGUAUCACCACCUAUAAGAAGACGCCUCCACCAGUGCCUCCGCGCUCCUCCACCAAGCCCUUCAUUAGCAUCACAGCUCAGAGCAGCACCGAGUCGGCGCAGGACGCCUACAUGGAUGGCCCGGGUCAUCGCCAUGGCGACACAGCACUGCACUCUGCCCUCAGUAACUCCACAGAGAGCAUUGACAGCAUGAAGGCUCUGACGGCUGCCAUCGAGGCAGCGAACGCACAGGUGCACGGCCCUGCGAGUCAACACGUCAACUCCAGCAACACUGGUGGCCCCACCUCGCCACUCCCCCGGCCCCUGCCCCUUCCCCUGCCCCUCCCUGUCCCCGUUCCUGUCCCCAUACAGGUCCCCACACAGGAGGAUUCACACAGAGAUGCUCUCCGCAAGGGCCGGUGUCUGUCCAUCGGCAUACAGGUCGAUGGACCUGAAGAUCAGGAGGCAGAGGACCAGUCAAAGUUUCAGUCAGUAGGAAUUCAAGUCGAGGACGAGAGAAGUCAUCGCCGGAUCAUGCGCUCUAACAGCGUGACGGCGGCGGUGCAGGCCGACCUGGACAUGCCCGAUUUCUCUCCGACCGAGGGUCCAGACAUUGACAUCACCUUCUCUCGGGAUGCCACAGCCUCCACGGUGAGCAUCCAGGGCUCAGGGAACCACUACCAUGCCUGCACCUCAGACGACUACUCCUCUGUGGGCUUCGACCCGUCCGUGCUGCCGCCUCCUGAGCCCUGGGUGGACAGCGGCAUCCCCGAAGACCCACUCCAGAGUGCACGGAGCCGCUCUGUGUGUCAGCGUGAUGGACGCUGGUUCCUCAAAUUGCUGCAGGCCGAAGCCGAUCGCAUGGAGGGAUGGUGCAGGCAGAUGGAGCAGGAAGAGCUGCACAAUGAUCUUCCUGAUGACAUUCUGGGGAAGAUCCGCAGUGCAGUAGGCAGCGCACAGCUUCUUAUGUCUCAGAAGUUCCAGCAGUUCAGAGAGCUGUGUGAGGAGAACCUGAAUCCCAACGCUCACCCACGGCCCGUGGCUCAGGAUCUGGCAGGCUUCUGGGACAUGCUUCAGCUCUCCAUUGAGAACAUCAGCCUGAAGUUCGAUGAGCUGCACCAGCUCAAGGCCAACAACUGGAGACCCCUCGACCCACCCGAGAGAAAGGAGAGGAGGUUGCCUCCCCCUGUGCCAAAGAAACCAGUGAAGUGCCAUCCUCCGUUGGCACGAGAUCGUUCUCUGGAGAGUUCAGAGAAGCAGCGGCAGGAGGCUCGUAAACGCUUAAUGGCAGCCAAGAGAGCUGCGUCUGUGCGCCAGAACUCAGCCACCGAGAGCGCAGACAGCAUUGAGAUCUACAUCCCUGAGGCUCAGACCAGACUCUGAACACCUACACACACUAUACUGCACUCACGCACAUUACUACUGAAAGCACAAACACGCCAGCCUGGUCUGAUUCAGAGAGAGGCGCGCCAACACACACACACACACACACACAGACACACACACCAUGACAUUGCAUUUGUUAUUAUCAUCUCAUCCAUAUUCACUGUUCUAGUUUAACUGUUAAAAUUAUAAAAAUAUUUAUAAUCUUCCGGUAAUAUAAAUUUUGUGAAGAAAAAAAAAAGUUCCUCAGAUUUUUUCUUUUUUUUUUUUUUAAUUCUUCAUAGAUUUUAUUGUCAAAUUAUUUUCAGAAUGUACUUGAAGCCCCUUCUACACAGUUAAAUCCCAAACUGCCUCCUAUUCACUAUAAAUGCUGAGUACAUAGAGUUUAACAUAUUAGCAUAGUGCACUAGAUACACAACGGAGCUCGGUUCGAGUUUUAACCACAUAUUAACAGCCAUAAAAACAUGUUGCGUUUAUAAAAAUAAAUUAGUCUUGUUGCAUUUUUCUACACAUACACAGAGAAACAUGAAAUGAUUUCAGUUAAAAAAAAACUUCAGUGUUAUUAUUAGAUGUAGGUUUAGCAACUGAAAGUAGAUCAUGUGUUAUGUAUUUUUUUUAUAAAUAUUCUAAAUAUUUAGAUAUAUAUUUCAUUCAAAUUAUUGUACACAAUAAAAUUUUAUAUUGAAUCAAAUUGUAUCAUAUGAUAUCGUAUCGAAUCAGCUUUGAAUCGAAUUGUUAAAUUUUUGAAAUGUUGUACAUCAGAUCAUCAGUUACAUGUUACACUCACUUCACUAGCACACGUGCAUACCCACACACACACACACACACACACACACAGUGUCCUGGCGCCGAUCGGAUGGGUGGAGUGUUUGUAUAUAUUCUGUGAUUUACUGUUCCUCUACUGCUACCAGGGACACCACAGCAGGUCUCUGGGUUUUUUUAUUUAUUUAUUUAUUUAUUUAUUUAUCUACUUACUUACUUAUCUAUUUUAAAACUCUUUCCUCUCCAAUUUUUGUCUCUGAACUCUUCCUCGCCGUGUAAAAUAUCUCUCUUCAUCUCUCCAACAUCAAACCCGUCUCCUGCUAAAGCCUGGACCACUUCUAAACUUAUCUAAUCUAAUCUAGUGCUUUUGGAACCACGGACACUCCUCAUCAUACACAACACAUCCACCUUCCUUCUCUGGAAGAGACAAUCCUGCUCAUCGUAACCCGGCCCAAGUCACACGCAAGAAAUCAGAUCAGAGGGCAAAGGUCAAGUGAUGACCUCACCUACUGGAAACACAGCAUUGUUAUUAUCCCCACGAAUGUGAACUUAAUGGAACGAUCUGGCCAAAGAUGUCUAAACUUUAGCCCUAAUGUUGUCAGUUUCAGUGUCUGUGAGUCUACUAGGCUACUGUAGCUAAUGUUCAACGACAGUCACCAAGAAUAAAUAAACACUUGAACAACAUUAUCAAGCUUUCUAAGCUCCGCCUUCAAACUUCAGGCAUCCAGAAGGGCAGCAAUGGAAACAAAGGGCUUUUAAAGGACAACACCUAAGUUUCAGUGUAACAGCAACUGGAUAUCAAGCUAGCUAGGGUCAACUCUGCACCAACAAUAACUAUUUAUGUUUAACUAACACAGUGCAGUGUCAGCGUUCAUUUAUUUAGUAUGAGGCUUAUGCUAAUUAGCCUGUUUUAGCAGAUAGGAUAAAAAACAGAACACAUUAAAUGUAACUAAACAUUUUGAGUGAGAUUGACUGUUAGCCUGAUUAGCCUCCUGUCUGAUUACAUCACUGAAUACAUUAGCGGUCGGUUUAAUCUUUCGUCAAAUCGUUCCUUUAAACACUUUAACUGAACAGAUUUUAUCUGCUGUUUUCUCCAUCGUGAGACUUUAUAUUUCUAUAUUUCCAACUGCAUUUUUCCUUAAUUGUAAUGUUUGGGUGAACCGCAGCAGCAGGACAGGGUAUGUUAUGUUAAAAAGCAAUAUUUCCUUACUAAUCAGCGUUACACUGAUGUUGUAGAGGCCUACUGCGUGUUAAAGUUGGAUUAUUGCUAACGAAAGAAGAUGCCUUGACUAUUCUGUAGCCACUUCUGUUUCCUCUACUGUCGCUUGCUAUAGUAAACGCUUCUCAGUGACUCCGCCCCUCUCCAGGAAAUGUGUUCUCUGUUUUAAAACCUGUGACACUUUUAGAAACAUAUCGUUUAGUGCAUAUUAUACAGAUUUACUUCCUUUUUUAUGUAGAAUUCAGAUCUUUUAUGGAUAUAAGCCAAUAGCGGUGCUUAAUGUAGCCCCGCCCCCUAAAAAAGAAACUUUAUCAAGUGUUUAAAUGAGACAAAAAUUAUAAAACGCAAACUUUUCAUCGUCGUACAAGUUAAGCUCAUACUUCUUAUAGCCUACUACCGUGUUUCUUUUGUUUGUUUUUUUUUUGUUUUUUUUUUAAUGUACACUGUAUUGUCGCCCAUUGGGGGAAUGGCUCUCGGUCAUGUGACUCAGUUUGUCCAAUCCUGCCAGAUGGGCCGGACUUAUCUCAGGACGAAACAUGGACGCAGUGGGCGCAGCAAAAUCAGGGUCUCCCAGUGGUCGUGUUCUGUGUGUGUGAGCGUCUGUGUCUGUGUGUGGGUGUGGGUGCGUGUGUGUAUGUGUGUUUUGCGUGUACGUCUCGAAAAGUGCUUCCUAACUUCGUUUCUGUUCGGAUGAAGUCGAGUAGCCUCCUAAAUCUGUGCACACGACCCUUAUUUUAGUCUCUAGUGUUUGUACAGAAACUUUACGCCGACACGCAUGCAGACCUGUUACCAUAGAAACACUGUAUAUCCUAUUUGUACUUUAAUUCUUGUAUUUAUUUAUUUACUAAUUUAUUUACCUUUUAAAUGUAUUUAUUUAUGGUUGAUUUUCUUUUUGUAAGGUUUGGGUUCUGUUCAGUGAUCGGUCAUAUGCUCCCUUCAUUUUGUGAAUAUGUUGUACUGUAUGUAUAGACAUGAUGUGUGCAGACAAACGACGAACACACAAUAAAUUCUGCAAACUUUUA